Microcebus murinus (gray mouse lemur) is the source of this 1918-nucleotide messenger RNA. NCBI's taxonomy places the organism in Eukaryota, Metazoa, Chordata, Mammalia, Primates, Cheirogaleidae. The record is from RefSeq and is a predicted model, not a curated record.
ACACACACACACACACACACACACACACACACACGAACGAAAGGGUACUAUUACCAGACCAGAAAUUGUGAAGAGUUCUUAGAAGAUAGGAAAAGCAGAUACUAUCAGUUUGCUUAAUUUUGAAAAACUGGAACACCUGCAACAGAAAAUCAAAGCCCACUGCAGGAAAUUUUAAGAAGAGAGUCAACAGAAUCGAAGCACUGCACAAAGGCUUCAGUCAACUGAGAGAUUAAAGAGUUGUUCUCUGAGAACAGAUCUGUUGGCCCCUGUCCUGAUCUGACCCUGCACCGACCAACCUCCACCCUGCUUACACUGAGCAUAAACACUACUGGCAUUUGACACUCUUCUAUCCUCCAAAGCUAUACUCCAAAGCCAGUGAAUUGCUUGGCCAGGAAAAGCACCCACAUUAGAGCAGGGUUUCAGGCAACUGAAGGACUGCACAGCAGAAGGGAAAUAACAUGAAAACAUAUAUCUACCUAGAAGAGAGAUCUACUAAAGGCUUCCAAUGCCAGAGAAAUGCCUUGCCUUUGACAUUUGGGAUACAUCCUAUCCUACCUGAAAGCUCUAAACCAUUAUCCCCAAAGGAUAAGACCAUUCCCUAAUUGACACACUCCAUCCUCCCAUUCAUAGGAGAAGCCUAUUAGUGGAAGGACAUCAUAACUGUAAAUCAAAUCUAUGCUAAUUACCCAGUAACCGAAGGUAUCCUUGAUUUUCAACCACAAAUGGAUGAAGGCUUGCCAGAUGUUUGAGGAAAGUGAAGAGGAGGUCAUGAGGAACAAAGAGAACUAAUUCCUUAGGGGGAAAAAACCCGUAACACAGGAAACAGAAGAGAACUACUAAAAAUUACAAAUUCAUAUUCUUAGAAUAUCAAGGAAGAUUAUAGGCUUAUAAAAAGAGAACAGACUGUCACAGAGGGUAACAAUUAGAGGAGAGGAAGUCAUUGGAUACUAGAAAUAUUAUUGCAAAAUUAAAAAUUCAACAGAGGUCAGAUAGUGCUGAGUCACCCAGGUUGCACACGGAACUCUACACUCCCACUCCCCACCUGCUCCAACGGUCCCUAGGGCCCACUUCCGCUCCUGGGCAGACCCACCGCCAUUCACCCACCGCCCGGCGUGGACCCUGCCCUCUGCCAGCCACAGCUUCCAGUCUACAGCCGGUGCUUGGGAGCUGCCUUUGUAGCUUCACAUUUUCCUAUUCACAGCACCGCCGCCCACCAUGGCCACUGCUGUGCCCUCCCAAGUGCGCCAGAACUACCACCCCGACUGUGAGGCUGCCAUCAACAGCCACAUCAACCUGGAGCUCCAGACCUCCUACCUGUACCUCUCCAUGGCCUUCUACUUCGACCGCGACGACGUGGCCCUGAAGCACUUCUCCCGCUACUUCCUGCACCAGUCGAAUGAGGAGAAGGAGCGCGCGGAGAAGCUGAUGGGCCUGCAGAACCAGCGCGGUGGCCGGAUCUGCCUUUACGACGUCAGGAAGCCUGACCGCGACGACUGGGGUGGCGGGCUGCAGGCCAUGGAGUGGGCUUUCCACCUGGAGAAGAGCGUCAACCAGAGCCUCCUGGAGCUGCACCGGCUGGCCACCAUCAAGGGCGACGCGCAGCUCUGCGACUUCCUGGAGAGCCACUACCUUCACGAGCAGGUCAAGACCAUCAAGGAGCUGGGUGGCUACCUCACCAAUCUGCGCAAGAUCAGGGCCCGGGACGCUGGCCUGGCAGAAUACCUCUUUGACAAGCUCACCCUAGGUGGCCGUGACAAGGAGAACUGAGCUGGGACUGUCCCCACAGCCACGGGUGCCUUCCCUGGGUCAGGCCAUCAGCCUGGCAUGUAUAUUGCUCUUUCAGAACGUUCACUUAAGUUUUUUCCUUUCAGUGUUACCAUUGUUUCCAAUAAAGUUAUCUGGUUCUUGAAGCAGUAAA